Molecule: messenger RNA, 2589 nt
Organism: Musca domestica (house fly)
Lineage: Eukaryota; Metazoa; Arthropoda; Insecta; Diptera; Muscidae
Product: insulin-like growth factor-binding protein complex acid labile subunit
Exons: 1
Coding region: 273-1943 (556 amino acids)
Molecular function (GO): protein binding
Source: RefSeq, a predicted model, not a curated record
AUGUGUCAGUGACUGGAUGACUGACCGACCGACCCAUCGUCUCGCUAAUUGGUGAUAUUCAGAAUGAAAGCAAAUUUCAAUAUUUAUUUUCAACUCAUUUCAGUUUAAUGGCAAUUGUUGUGGUAGCCUAACCGCAGGCAGCUUUGUUCGGGUUAUUAAAAAAUUAUUAAAAGAAAAAACAAACAAACAAAUACAAAACAAAAAUAAAAACAAAAAAACCGGGCAAAGGCAAAACAAAGGAAAUACGAUCAUCGAAAUAAACAAAUGUUCGAAUGAGGAAGAUAAGACUGAAGAAGAAGAAGAAAAUGCCGGCAAUGGGGAAAUGUUUGUGGCUGCUAUCAUCGAUGUUGUUGUUGUUGGCUUUGCUGUUAAAUGACAAAGUCACGGCCACUAUUGUGAAUUUGCCUCAAAAUUGUCCCACCUCCAGUUCCACCUCUUGUAUGCUAACAAAUCUAACUGAUUCCUAUGAGGAUGCUCUCAAUGUAAACGGGCCAUCCAUGCCUGUCAUACAGGCCUUGGUGGUGCAAAAUUCUGCCCUAAGGCGCGUGCCCACUCGGCUAUUGGAAGUUAUGCCGAAUUUACAAAAACUACUGUUGCUCAGCUGUGGUCUGAAUAAUCUCUUUGAAAAAGAUUUCAUUGAUGUAAAACGUCUAAAGAUACUGACCCUGGAGGGAAAUUCCAUUUUCUCGAUGGCGAAAAAUGUCUUCCAGCCUUUAGGUGAAUCACUGGAAGAGCUGCAGCUGCGUUCGAAUCGCAUACACAUUGUAAAUCGUCAAGCCUUUGGGGGUUUGAAAAAUCUCAAAUUUCUCGAUAUUUCGUACAACAACAUCAUCAGUCUACAGGGUGGUCUCUUUGAGGAUCUAAUAAAUUUGGAACAUUUGGAUGUGAGUCACAACGAUGUGGAGGCCAUUGAUGGCAAUACGUUUGCCAAAAAUUCUAAACUCACUUCACUGAAUUUGAGUGACAAUAAGUUUUCCGUUUUCGAACCCAACUCUCUGAGUCAUUUUGGACAUUUGCAUUUGGUGGAUUUAAGCAAUACCUUGCUGGAAGAUUUCCACAUACAGUCCGUGGAUGUUUUGCAGAUAUCGAACAGCGGCCUCAAGAAUUGUAACAUCAAUGGUGGAGUGUUACGCCUUCUGGCGGCCAAUAACUCUUUGAGUGGCCUUAAAAUAACCCAAAAAUUGGUGGUCCAGGAAAUCGAUAUCCAAGGUAAUUAUUUUGAAACUCUGGAUGAUUUUCAAGGUAUGGUGAAUUUACAUCACCUCGAUGUGUCCCACAAUCACAUAAAUCGCCUUAUAUCCCAGAGAUCCACUUCCAUAUAUUUACACUUGCCGAAUUUGGAAUAUCUCAAUUUGGCCCACAAUCGUUUAAGGGAUCUCAGCCUAAAUGAGUUUCUCAUGAUGUCAAAAUUGCGCGCUCUGGAUCUCUCCCACAAUCAUUUGCUACAGCUAUCCACCACCACCAUUCUCAAACCCCUUAGAGAUCUCCAAUACCUCUAUUUGGACAAUAAUCAUUUAAUUGAAUUUAAUUGUUCCACCCUAAAACAACAACAUGGCAAUCUACAACAACUAAGUCUCGAUCAAAACGAUUGGGAGGAUCAGUAUCAGGCGGAAUUGUUAUUGGAAUUACAAAAACAAAACAUAAGUGUUACAAGACACACUUCUGGAGAUAAUGUGGAAAUGGCCAGUCAUGUCGGUGGUUAUCAUGAGUCGCCAAGGCUUUUGGAACAUUAUGAAAAGGAACAACUGGUCGGUGUAUCCAGCAUCCAUCCCUAUUGGACCCUGCGUGAUGUGUUGGCUCUCCUAACUUUGCUAUUGGUUCUACUCAUUUUGUUGUUGCAAUUUUUCCGUAUUCUCCAGGAGAAACAAUGUUGCCGCCGCCGCUUUCUUCGACAUGACCGAGAGGCCGAACAGCCAUUAGUCCAUAAUAGUUCGGUUUUGUAGGAUGUAAUCGUACUUUUUGAAAGAAACGAAAAACUCGAAAUCGAUAAAUGUUAUUUAUGUAUAGAACAUUUAAAAUGCCACAACUACAGCAGAAUAAUUUUACAACAAUAAAAACGAGAACUGAAUGUACGAAUAUUUGACUAAUUUAACCCGAGCUCCAAAAUGCCACUCGAAAACAUGCAGCUCAUACUUGCUAUUUUUCGACUGGUAUAGAAAUGUAUAUUGGGCUUUCUUACUCGUGGUCCCUCUCGAUUUCGAUUGAGUUUUACUCUCUAAUCGAAAUCGAGCAGGAGUACUCCUGCGAGUAAAAAACAAAUCGAGUAUACCCUAUAUUUCUAUGCCACUCCAAUAGGUUCCAAGUAUGAUUUGCUCAUUUUCGAUUGGGAUUACAAUUUUUUCUCCUACCGGGUAGUAUAUCAGGUUUUGCCAUACAGUUUUUUUAUGCGUAAGUAUGUGUCAUUUUUUCAAACCACAUCUGCAAACGAAACAAAAACUACUAUAGAGGGUGAGAUAAAAAAACCGCAACCAACUUCAGACUGAUGUCAUUUCUAAGCCACUCAUCCGAUAGCUGUUAAAAUUGUUCCAGUGACAGUUCAUUAUAUUGUUUACAAGCGUACAAAAGCAUUUUGGUGAGAAUUUUCCAGAA